AUGCCUCUCCCCGCGGCGCUGCUACCGGCUCUGCUCUUGGGGCUCCUGUGGCCUGGGGCAAUCCGCGGUCGGUCUCUCCCGGGUCGCCUCCCCUCCGGGCUCCGCCAGCGCCGUUGGGACGCUGCUCUUUUCGCCCGUUCCGUCGCUCGCCUCCCGGCCGAGCGCCGCGACGCCGCCCGCGACGGCGACUACCUCCUGGGCAUCAAACGCUUGCGGCGUCUCUACUGCAACGUGGGCAUCGGUUUCCAUAUCCAGGUCCUGCCCGACGGCCGCAUCGACGGGAUCCACAGCGAGAAUCGAUACAGUCUGUUGGAAAUCUCCCCAGUGGAAAGAGGAGUGGUGAGCAUAUUUGGUGUCAGAAGUGGACUCUUCGUGGCCAUGAACAGCAAAGGCAAACUGUAUGGAUCUACUCAUUUCAAUGACGAGUGCAAAUUCAAAGAGAUUCUCCUGCCAAACAACUACAAUGCUUACGAAUCCAGGAUUUAUCCCGGGAUGUACAUAGCCUUGAGCAAAAAUGGAAGAACAAAGAAAGGCAAUAAAGUAUCUCCCACGAUGACAGUGACACAUUUUCUUCCUAGAAUCUGA
Colius striatus (speckled mousebird) is the source of this 585-nucleotide messenger RNA. It is a transcript of the gene FGF4, whose product is annotated as fibroblast growth factor 4. Gene Ontology annotation, biological process: positive regulation of cell population proliferation; regulation of cell migration; cell differentiation. Gene Ontology annotation, molecular function: growth factor activity; fibroblast growth factor receptor binding. The coding region runs from base 1 to 585 and encodes 194 amino acids. Lineage: Eukaryota; Metazoa; Chordata; Aves; Coliiformes; Coliidae. The transcript is spliced from 3 exons. Gene Ontology annotation, cellular component: cytoplasm. The record is from RefSeq and is a predicted model, not a curated record.